This is a messenger RNA of Caenorhabditis auriculariae, 1022 nucleotides long. The record is from the annotation of a GenBank genome assembly. Lineage: Eukaryota; Metazoa; Nematoda; Chromadorea; Rhabditida; Rhabditidae.
AUGCAGCGGUUCUUCGUUUCUUUGCUGGUGGUUCUGGCGGCAGCCUUGUUCGUCUCUACAGUCGAAGCACAGGAAAAACGAGCUGCGAUGGGAGGGUAACUUUUAAGAUUCAAAUCUAGAACUUUAUAAAUGGAGUGACGGAGCUAUAGGACGUCUAGGAAGUCCUACAUGACCGAAAACUUUUUUUUUCCUCAAACCGUCAAAUCCAGUAAAGUGCUUAUAUAACCGACCUUACAGUAAAAUUGAAUACAUUUUUUUCUAUCUGAAUUCAUUUUCCAAACCUGGUAGGAGCACUUUUUGAAAAUGAACUCAGUUUUCCACGCAGUUUUUAAUUUUCCUCUUUUUUUUAUUAAAUGAAGUAUCUGAAGUUCAAAACUCAAUCGAUAAAAAAUUGAUCCUAAUAACUACCUAAAAUCAUUUUAAGUACUAGAAGUCCUUUUGGAUAAGAUAAAUAAAGUUCAGGACUCAAUUGAAGUUGAAAAAAAUGAGUUUUAUUUUUAAUCUCACCUUAGUUUUUCAACACUUAAAGUCCACAGAGUUGGUGAAAGUCUGAAAAAUUCUAGAUGAAAAACAGCUUUCCAUUUUGGAAAAAAAGUUUUUUUAAAUCACUAAAUUUUGACUGUGUCCAACUAAAAACAAAAAAAACCCUCUAUUUUUUUGUGAUAGAAGGACCUGAAGCCGAUGACUCAUACAAGCUGAAAAACAGCCUUCUUUCUUCUCCUACAAAUAAAUUCUCCAGCUAGAAAACCUAUUGAAUUAUUAACAAAGUGUCCAGAUGAAAUGACAAGUUUCAGUUCGGCCUUCGGCGGCCUCGACCGCAUCCCGUCCUACCUUCAGAAGUUCUACCGACAACGCAACAACAAGCGCGACCCGACCGACUUCGGAAGAUUCGGUGAGCCGAAAUUCGGGAUUUCCCUUUGAAUCAAUUUUAAAAUUUGACAGUCAAAUCGUGGCGCGAUUUAAAUUCAUACAUAAAAGGAUUAGUUGCAGCUGGCUACCCGCAGGACUUGAGCUACUACUGA